CUGCCACAAACCGGAAACACCGAAAUUAUGGGAAGACGUCUCGAAAAAUGGUCCCUGAUACUGGUUCCGAUUGUCCUGCACGCCUGUUCCAUCAGCGUGGUAGAUGUAGUCACGAGCUACGGCGAAACACCAAAAUCGGCUUCGAUAAUAUCAGUUGACGGAACCUCAUCCGAAGCAAUGCUACCGGAUGUGGCCUCAUUGAUGUUUGUUACGGCAAGCAGCCUCCUGACGGGACAUUGGCUUCGCGCAAAUCUGCUUCGUCGUCGCGUGGACUCUGAUCCGAUGAAAUUCUCGCUUUCCGUUGCCAUCGCUAUUUUUCUCAAUGUCGUGUUCUGCGAUCUGCAGCUUAGGUUGGUAUGGAUACCGGUGCAGUAUUUUCUCCGAUUCCUGAGGGACCGUGACGUUUUUGUCAAUAUGUUGAAUGUAGGUUUCUUCUAUCUUCGCUUUUUAAAAUCAACCAGAAACAUUCUGGAGCAAAUCAUCAAAGUGUCAAAAUCGGAACAAGGGUUUAUUUGGAUAAGAAAUUCGGCAGCGUUUUGUUACCUCUUAGGAGUCGCUUAUUACCAUAAAUAUGUUUCGUAUCUUGUAGACAAAAUUUGUUCAAUCCGAAAUGGCCGAAGGUAA
Uranotaenia lowii is the source of this 624-nucleotide messenger RNA. RefSeq lists its product as uncharacterized. Bases 28 to 624 code for a protein of 198 amino acids. The record is from RefSeq and is a predicted model, not a curated record. Lineage: Eukaryota; Metazoa; Arthropoda; Insecta; Diptera; Culicidae. The transcript has 3 exons.